This is a messenger RNA of Erpetoichthys calabaricus (reedfish), 1468 nucleotides long. Its product is annotated as G2/M phase-specific E3 ubiquitin-protein ligase-like. NCBI's taxonomy places the organism in Eukaryota, Metazoa, Chordata, Cladistia, Polypteriformes, Polypteridae. The transcript is spliced from 3 exons. The record is from RefSeq and is a predicted model, not a curated record. The coding region runs from base 860 to 1468 and encodes 202 amino acids. Gene Ontology annotation, molecular function: ubiquitin-protein transferase activity.
GAGUCAAGACCUUUUAAAACAACUUGGUGACCCUCACCUUGAUGUGAUGGAACAUACCCCUGAAACCUUGAGGACACUUUCACCCACUGCAGGAACGAGAUAUGGAGGUGGUGUUUGCUGGUGAGUGCCUCUAGAUAGUAAGGGAUGACAGAUAGGGCUUAGGUGCAAUGCAAGUUGCCUGACAAGCAAGUGUGAGACAAAUGUAGACAUAAAUAAUGUAAGUAAUUCUAUUGACUUUCAAAAGCCCCAAUUUCUAGGUCUUCCAUUAACAAAUAUCCCAGUUAUGCCUGACAUUCUGGUCUUAACAGCACUGCAAAUAUUAGAAUGAUAUGCAAUAACAAGGGCGAUGGAGGGGAGCAUUACAUCUUUCUCUUGACCCUUUCUAGAAAGUGUCAUGCCUGUUGUACCAGACUCAUAUAAACUUGUAUUUACCUUAUGUAUACCUCAUAUUAACACGGCCAAUCUUGGUUAUGAAAAUACUUCUUCAUCACCUUAUUGUUCCAACCUCAUAAAUUCUUUUAAGUCAGUCCUGAUGAGGCAAAGACAGGAUAAAGGAAUUUUGUAUUGUUGUAGUGAAAUUGUACAGUGAAAUUCUUACUUGCAUGUCCACACAACAUGCAACAAGUUGCCACUCUCUGGUGCUAUGAUAAACAAGAAUGUUACAUAACUUCAACAUUUUACAGAAAACACACAAAUCAGCUAACCCCUUGUAUAUACAGUAGAGGGUGAGUAGACAAUGGAAGGAUGCAGGAAUAUACCACACAAGAAAAAUCGAUGGACACCUGCUCUUGUAUUAUAUAUUAAUUGGGUUUUUCUUUGAGCGUGUGUGUGUUUAAUUUCAAAGGUAGUUACAAAAUAGAUGGUAAAACCAUUUUGUCUACUUUUAGGACUUGCCAAGGAUGAGUAUUACAUCAUUGGAAGAAUAAUUGCUGUGUCACUUGUCCAUGGUGGCCCUGCUCCACACUUUUUCUCCAGACAUUUUCUAGAAUACAUCUGUGGUAAAACAGAUGUUUCACCAUCUAUUCAAGAUGUCACAGAUCCAGACAUUCAGAAUGUGCUUCAGGAGAUAGUGUCAUCCACAUCUUUGUCAAUCCUGAGAGACAUCAUGGCAAAACACAGCACAGUGCUCCUUUUGGCUGGAUGUCUUCAUAGCAUAAAAGACAUCGGAGAGAGAGAAAGUGUUGUGCAAGAUUUUUUAAAAUGGUACCUCUUUUCAAGAAAUGCUGCAUGCAUUGAAAGAUUCAAAGAUGGAUUGUCAACCCUCAAUGUGCUUCAGAAAAUUAUAGAAAGUCCAUCAGCGUUUGAACCUUAUUUGUGCUUCAGUACUCAAAGUCUCAGCUCUGAGCUCAUUGAAAGCAUCUUCAGAGUUGAAUUUAGUGUGGCGGGUAGCAACAAGAGACGCGAAGAAGGAAGGAUUGCAUCUUACUGGGCAGAUUAUCUGCUAGAUAUUGAAGGUGCCAAACAGUGA